GUGUCAAAGUCCACGUUCUGUUCUUUUCAAGUUUAAACAAGAGAAGAGAGCUUUCAGAAAUAAAUGCAGCCCAGUCUGUUCAUCCUGAAUAAGAAAAACAGCUUAAACUGAGAGAAAAAGAGAAGAUGUUGAGGAUGCAGAGUCUGGCGUGGGCAUUUCUGAUGCUGCAGUGUUUGGGUGCCACGGCGACCCACCUGUCUCCUGUGCCCUGCGACGACAAGAGCGUCGACAAACUGGCCCGACUCGCCAUGACUUACAUCAACGAGGACAGAAAAACAGGAUACAAAUUCGCCCUCAACAGGAUUUACAACGUCCACGUUCACCCUCAGGGUCCAGCUGGGAAGGUCUACUAUUUGGAUUUGGAUGUUCUUGAGACAAAGUGUCACAUCCUGAGUCCCAAAUCCUGGAAGCGCUGUGAUAUAAGACCUUUCAUGGAAACACAAAUCUCUGGAAACUGCAACACUACAGUUCUGCACACACCUGAGGGCUUCUCUUACCUGUACAGCUACGACUGCACUCUCGUUCCAGAUCCCCCAGAGAAGCUGCAGAGGACAUGUCCAGACUGCCCCCUGCUGUUAGCUGUGGACAGUGAAACUGCAGUGUCCACUGCCAGGACCACCCUCCACAAACACAACCAUCAGAGCACCCUGCCCGUCAAACUCACCAUCAGCACCAUCACCAGAGCCUCGCACCAGAUUUCUCCCGUUGCUGCCAGUUUUGUGGAGUACACAGUGCAGGAGUGCUCUGUGGCUCCGGUACAGGACGUCCUGUGUGAGCCAGCAGAAGCGGGGAAAGGGGCUGUUGGAUUCUGCGUCGGGGCCGUUUUCGGUGCGGACCCGGGUCAGAAAGUCGUCCAGGUGUCCUGUGAAAUAUUCCAUCCAGAGCGCAUUGGGAUUUCAGUGGCUGCUGGAAUUCCACAGCUAGAAGAGAAGUCAGCCACUCGACAGGAAGCUCCACCCCCUCCACCUCCUCCAGUUACCCGUCCACAUGUCCACAUCCCGGCGUUCCAGGACCCCAGUCCAGCCGGAGCUCGGCUGGUAGACCCUGUUCAGCAGAUUAUUCCACACGGGCCGAGACCCCAGCCGCCCCGCCCCCUCGCCUCCUCCAGUGAAUCCAGCGAAUCAGCUGAGAGAGACUGCUCUUCAUCUGAGGAGAUUCCGGUCUCGGUCCGCAUCGCCAGGCCUCCUCUGAACUUCCGCUACUCAGCUUUACACCAAAAACGCCAGAAACGCCAGGAUCCUGCAGCCAUCACCCCUCCUCUCAGCCCCACCUUCUUACCUGUGUUUCCCAGCUCACCAUCACCUUUCCGCUCGUGCCCCGGCUCCGCCCGCUACACCACCGUGUAGAGAUGCAGUUACCUGAUGUUAAGAUUAGCAGAAGCUGUGAAUUAUAGCGAUUCUCAUGACUUUAAUGAUCUUAAUAAUCAUAUAAUUAUAGUGUUAUAGCAAUACUGUUCUAAAUGCAUGCUGUAAAAAAGUCCUGUAAAAUUACAGUGAUUAACUGGAAGCAGUUUCGCCCAUAUUUUACUGUUAUUUUACAUCAUUUCACAUCAUACUGUCAUUUAUUGUAACAUUAUUUUAUGCUAUAUUCAAAUUGGUACCACUUUCAAAUAAAUAGUUCAUAAAGGAGUUUCUUAAUGGUUAUUAAUUAGGUUAUAAACCAUUAAUAAGCAGUUACAACACAUCAAUAGAAAGGGCAACAGUGACCUGUCGUGUACUAAAUAAUUAUUCUACUUUCAUUUAUACUGUUAAACCUCAAAUUUUACUUAAUGCAUAUCUUACUUUGUCUUUUCAUUUUUCAUCAGUGAUCAUAACUAUAAUAAUAACCAUAAUAGCUAUAAUAACUAUAAUAACAUAUUACAUGACUUAACUGAUUUUCUAUAUUAUUUUACUAGAUAUGUAAAAAAAAAGUUGUUCUUCUUUCUAUUUAUGUGUUUAUUAAGUGUUUAUUAAUGGGGUUUUUUAAGUGGCAGUCCAUAUUUUGUUUCUAAACUAAAAGCAGAAGCAUUUCUGAUUAGAAAAGGGAUAAAAUAUAGUGUUUAAUGGUAUCAGUGUGCUGGAACCACCAUCCCUGUUAAGCCUGCUAAGAUAUUAAUUCUAAAAACUGGGGUGUCAGGUCUCUUUUUUCGCGUUAGUUUUCUUCUGGCCACGUCACACUUUUUUACAUACUUACGUCACACUUUCAGCCUCUAAAAGAGGAUCCGGCUCAGUUUUACUGAACGCUUGUGGCUGGUGGAGCAUUGGGGACUUCAGAAGAGGACACUCAGAGCUCAGUAGCUCCUUCACUCAUAGUAAAACCAAAGAAACGAAGGAGUGAAGUUUCUGACUGAGCGCUCUCUCUCUCUCUUUCUCUCUCUUUUUCUCUGGACUCAGAUUUAUCCGCUCUGAAAGGAGACCGCAUCACACCCGUCCAGUUUAAAAUGAUUCUUCCGCAUGCUCGGUGCAAUUACCCAUUCUCACCAGAGAGGGCACUAAAUCCCCCUCAAAACUUACAGAAAACACUUUUAAGAGAACUUACAACUUAAUUUUAUAACCCUUAUUUAUAAACCAUUUAGAAAAGAACCUUAUUUUUAAAGUGGUACCAUUUUUAAAAUUUCCUAUUGGCCCCUGUCAUCAUGUAUAAAGACACAAUCAGUGUGUUGUCAUGUGGACCAGAGAAACCAUUCCUAGGGUACCCAGAAACAUAAGGUUUUUUUUUUUUACACUUAUUUUUUUAUUAUUUUGGGUUGUUUAGCUUUAUUUUUUGCUUUCAGACAUCAUGAUGCCACACUUUGUAGUUAAGAGCAAUGUAACUUAUUCUUACAACCUACAAAACUGUGUUAAAAAAAAUGUAGCUGAAAUUUUCACCUUCCUAAAGGAAGCUAGUCCUGGUGGGAAAGACUACACGCUGAUGGUAAAUGAUGGUUGAGGGGGACAUGCUUAAAUACUGAUUUACCAGAGCAAAUGUUCUUGUUCAAAGGUUUAUUUUUUUUUUUAUUUUAAGUCUCCUCCACACAGUUUCUACUUGGUGUAUUCAAAUUCUGUAAAAAAAAAAAAAAGAAAUCUGUAUUUUUUGGUCUCUUUAUUCUAUUCCAUUUUCACCUAAAGUACAAUAACAAUUAUCUUAUAAUAAUGCUGCAAUAAUUUAAAUAAAGGCUUGUUUAAUAUCUUU
This is a messenger RNA of Astyanax mexicanus (Mexican tetra), 3150 nucleotides long. RefSeq names its product CY domain-containing protein. The record is from RefSeq and is a predicted model, not a curated record. Gene Ontology annotation, cellular component: extracellular region. Gene Ontology annotation, molecular function: cysteine-type endopeptidase inhibitor activity. Gene Ontology annotation, biological process: negative regulation of endopeptidase activity. NCBI's taxonomy places the organism in Eukaryota, Metazoa, Chordata, Actinopteri, Characiformes, Acestrorhamphidae. The coding region runs from base 126 to 1346 and encodes 406 amino acids. The transcript is spliced from 7 exons.